AUGUUUUGUUCAGACGCCCAAACACUUGCCGAACGUGCAGCUCCUCGAGAGACACCGCCAUGCUUUCCUGAGCAAGUCUACGCCACCUCAAAUGGCAUCGAAAGCGGUGUCUCGACCAUUGGUUUCCGCUCCGGCCGCUACGCUCCCGAGGAGGCGCGAGCUGCUCUAGAGAAUCGGCUUGCUUUGGCGCAGAUGGAUGUCGAUGUUGGGGAAAAAAAUCGCAAUGACAACAAGAAUAUGAUGGCAGAGGCGGAGGAGCGAAGUAAAGCAGAUUUUCGCAAUACCACGGAGCGACUCAGAGAACGUCUCACGGAUUUGCACAUGUGGAAAAAUGAAAUGGAAAAUGAGAUUUUAAAAGUGAUUUCCAUGAAUGAUUUGUUACUCAAUCGGUUGGCGGAGUUGAAUACCAGCCUCAAAGCGUUGGAUGAGUGCGUACUGCUGACCACAGACUGCUUAAACGCUCGACAACGGCGAUUUGGAGAGGAUUUGCAGCAGGAUGAAGUUGAACUUCAACUUAUAAAGGAACUUGACAUACUCAACAAGGCCAUCGCACUGAUUAAACGGUCAAUAGAACAGGUCAAUGAUCAGCUCAACCGAAACCGUACGGCAAAGACGAACUUGGAGAAGGCAUGGAGUGAUAAGCAUGAGGCUGACAUGCUGGACACGGAAGGGGCGCAUCUGACUCCCGAGAGCACCAACAAACAGCACUAUCCGGGCGAGGCCCGCAGCUGGCCUCAGGCUGCUCAGUCUACAGUAGAAUCGUGGACGCAGCACGCCCACGACCUCAUCUUACGGUCAGAGCACGAGCGUAUUGCCAGCGAUCAGCUCCUUCAUCUCUGCGAAAACAUCCUUCACGAUGUUGAGCGUGACGUCAUCCAACAGAAGGACACUGUCAACGCCGCCUUCCAGCGCCGACUGGACCAGUAUGAGUGCGAGAAAAAGAAUCUUACUGAUAAACUCAGAAAGACAUGUGAUGAAAUUCUCAAAAUGGAAAACAGCAUCAAGGAUAUGGAGAAUGCGAUUGUUGCUAAAGAUGCUUACGUCCAGACCGUUCAGACGCGACUUCAUUUGCACAAUCAGCGACAAAACGUCGAAAACUGUCGUGAUCCACCACAAAAAGCAAUGCUAGACGAGAUGCAUAACAUCCAAGAGACGAUUGACAAGCUGAGGAAUCAAUUGUCAAACACGGAAAACAAUCUCAGGCACCUUCAGGAUGAGCAGUUGGCACUAGAGAAGCAAAUUCAUAUGAAGAAUGCUUCCAUUCAAGUGGACCGAGACCACUGCGCUCGGCACCGCAUGCACUUCCCGGCAGCCACAAGACUGCGUGGUCAUUAG
Messenger RNA from Hydatigera taeniaeformis, 1335 nucleotides. NCBI's taxonomy places the organism in Eukaryota, Metazoa, Platyhelminthes, Cestoda, Cyclophyllidea, Taeniidae. The record is from the annotation of a GenBank genome assembly.